This is a messenger RNA of Humulus lupulus (European hop), 746 nucleotides long. RefSeq lists its product as uncharacterized. The coding region runs from base 69 to 416 and encodes 115 amino acids. The transcript has 2 exons. Lineage: Eukaryota; Viridiplantae; Streptophyta; Magnoliopsida; Rosales; Cannabaceae. The record is from RefSeq and is a predicted model, not a curated record.
UGGGAUUCAUAGAUGAUUACUACAAGAGGCAAGCAUAUGAAGAAACUUAUGCGACACCAAUCGAACCAAUGCCUAGCCCAGAUAAGUGGCCUGACACUGGUCUGAAUCCGAUACAUCCUCCAACAGAGACAAUUUUACCUGGAAGGCCUAAAAAGUCUAGAAACAAAGAGGCAGAUGAACCACCACCUACUACUGCAACAAAGGCUAGGAGAGUUGGCCAAGUUAAUCACUGCAGCAAUUGCAAGCAAACAGGCCAUUCACGAGUAACAUGCAAGAAUGCAACUAUGGAGCCUGCAAGGCAAAAAAAGAGAGGAAGACCACCAUCUCAGAAUCCUACUACUGAAACUAUUAAAAGGAAGGAGCGAGCUAAGAGACAGAAGCAAAGGAAUGGUGGUUCCACAUCUCAGACCAACUAAGAAGCUUCUCUUUAAUCUUAAACCCUUUUGAUGUAGAAAACUUGUUUUCUUUUUGGUGUAGUCGCCAUACAAUAUAGGCAUUACCAUACUUUUGACAUGUACAUAUUCAGUCUGACUUUAUCAAUAUUUUGGGACAUCUUGGCCAUUAGGAAUACUUUUGACAUGUAGACAUUAUGCUACUUAACAAUAUGUCAUAUGUUUGCUCUGUAAAGUUGAAAAUAUUAAUCAAUGACAAAAUAUCUGGUUUGGUGCAUCAUUCUAUUAUGCUUGAAAGCAACACUAAAUAAAUAUAUUUCUCUUACAUUCAAUGAAGCCAUGAUUUUUUUUUCA